UCGGCUCCAACGGGCCUCGCCCGCCCGUGCCGGCUGCGCGCCUGCGCAGUGCGGGGCCCGUAGGAAGGGGCGGAGCCCGUGUGACGCGCGGAUGCGUUUGCGCGCCUGCGCAGUGCAGGACCCGAAGGUUGUGGUUGCCGGGGGGAGGGGGGUCGUCGUCGUCGGCGCGUUGAAGAGGAGGGGGUGGUUCUGCUGCUGCUGCUGCUGCUGCUGCUCACCUCAGUUGUUGUUGUCACCAUGGCAGCGGCGGGGCCGGCGGGAGCGGCCGUUAGCAGCCGCGCGCGGCGGCACAAGUGGGCGAUCGAGCUGCACGCGGCGGCGGGAAGAGGCCGUGAGCGACAAUGCGGCCAGGGCGAUUCCAUGUAUCCGGUCGGAUAUUCGGAAAAGCAGCUGCCGGACACUAGUGUCCAGGAAACAGACAGGAUCCUGGUUGAGAAACGCUGCUGGGACAUCGCCCUGGGUCCUCUGAAGCAGGUUCCCAUGAAUCUGUUUAUCAUGUACAUGGCUGGUAACACCAUCUCCAUCUUCCCCAUCAUGAUGGUCUGUAUGAUGGCCUGGAGACCCAUCCAGGCUCUGAUGUCCAUGUCGGCAACCUUCAAGCUUCUGGAGAGCUCCAGCCAGCAGUGGCUUCAGGGUCUGGUCUACUUCAUCGGCAACCUGGUGGGACUGGCCCUGGCUGUGUACAAGUGCCAGUCGAUGGGUCUGCUGCCCACACAUGCCUCUGACUGGCUGGCAUUUAUCGAGCCACCGCAGAGAGUGGAAUAUACGGGUGGGGGCAUCAUCCUGUGAUGGGCCCACUCGAGAGUGAGACCCGACGGACCCAUCACCGACGGCCGGAAGUAGCGGAGGAUUCGGCAGGAGGACUGCAUGUCGCAGUACGUUUUGACCUUUCGAUUUCCCCUUCCUACUAGCGGAGAGGGGACAGGAAGGAGACCGUCGGAGCCAAACGUUCUUAAACCUCCUCGGUUAGUGUGCGUGAGGCAGGCACCGUGCCAUCUUGCUCCGGUGCUCAGCCCCCUCAAUGAUGUGUGUUUUAAUUUACGUUGCACCUGUGAAAAAGAGGUGAUUGCUGCUGGGAUGGGAAGGCUCGUAGUUUUAGCCUCUGGCUUUGUAGAGAAACUAACUCCGUGUACAAAAUAAAGAUUCACUAUCUGA
Molecule: messenger RNA, 1155 nt
Organism: Rhincodon typus (whale shark)
Lineage: Eukaryota; Metazoa; Chordata; Chondrichthyes; Orectolobiformes; Rhincodontidae
Product: ER membrane protein complex subunit 4
Exons: 5
Coding region: 238-789 (183 amino acids)
Biological process (GO): protein folding in endoplasmic reticulum
Cellular component (GO): EMC complex
Source: RefSeq, a predicted model, not a curated record